This is a messenger RNA of Lasiodiplodia theobromae, 1161 nucleotides long. Its product is annotated as Vps9 domain protein. The coding region runs from base 1 to 1161 and encodes 386 amino acids. Gene Ontology annotation, cellular component: membrane; TRC complex. NCBI's taxonomy places the organism in Eukaryota, Fungi, Ascomycota, Dothideomycetes, Botryosphaeriales, Botryosphaeriaceae. Gene Ontology annotation, molecular function: protein binding; molecular adaptor activity. The record is from RefSeq and is a predicted model, not a curated record. The transcript has 2 exons. Gene Ontology annotation, biological process: post-translational protein targeting to endoplasmic reticulum membrane.
AUGUCACAACAGGCCUCCGCCGCAGCACCCGUCUCGACGGAAUCGAAGAAGCGCCUCGCGCUCGCCAUCAUCGACUUCCUGAACACGUCGACGCGCGACGGCACGCUCUCGUCCGAGGACAGCGAGUCGAUCGAGAUCGCGACCAGCUGCAUCGCCGAGUCGUUCAAGGUCGACCCGACCGACACCAAGGCCAUGGCGGACGCGCUCGGCGGACAGAACCUCGCCUCGAUCUACUCGGUCUACGAGAAGCUCAAGGGGCGCACCACGCCCUCCACCGAAGGCGCGUCGUCGGCCAAGGAAGCCCGCCCCAGCACUCCCACCACCGCAACCACACCCGAGAGCAAGAAGGCCGAAGCCGAGCGCCUCAAGGGCCAGGGCAACGCCGCCAUGCAGAAGAAGGACUACGACACGGCCAUCUCCUUCUACACGCAGGCCCUCGACCUCGUCCCGCUCAACCCCAUCUAUCUCUCCAACCGCGCCGCCGCCUACUCCGGCUCCGGCCGCCACGAAGAGGCCAAGCAGGACGCCGAGAUGGCCACGGCCGCCGACCCGGCCUACACCAAGGCGUGGUCGCGCCUCGGGCUCGCCCGCUUCGCCCUCGGCGACGCAAAGGGCAGCAUGGAGGCCUACGAGCAGGGCAUCAAGGCCGAGGGCAACGGCGGCAGCGAGGCCAUGAAGCGCGGCUACGAGACGGCUAAGCGCCGCGUCGAGGAGGAGGGCGGCGUCGCUGGUGCGCGGUCGGGCAGCCCGCCGGGCGGUGCGGGUGGUAUGCCGGACUUGUCUUCCCUCGCCAGCAUGUUGGGCGGAGGCGGCGCUGGUGGUCAGGGCGGCGGCAUGCCCGACUUCGGCGCCCUCAUGAAUAACCCCAUGCUCCGCCAGAUGGCCCAGAACGUCAUGAGCAACCCGCAGCUGAUGCAGAACAUGCUCAGCAACCCUCGCCUGCGCGAGAUGGCUGAGCAGUUCGGCGGCGGCGGCGGCGGCGCUGGUGCUGGUGCUGGUGCCGGCGGUGCUGGUGGCCAGGGCGGCGGUAUGCCCGACUUCAGCCAGAUGAUGCAGGAUCCCAGUAUCAUGGAGAUGGCAAGGAACCUCAUGGGCGGCGGCGGUGCCCCCGGCGGUGGUGCCGGUGGUGCAGGUGCCGGCCGUGGUGCUGGCAGCCAGUAG